AUGGCAGUGAGCAUGCUCGCCAUCACGGUUCGAAACAACAUUGUUAAAAAUUUGAACAACGCUACACUGCAUUUUUGUCAUUUCGAUUUCAUGAAGCAUUUCCGACCCUUGACGAAAAAGCAAUACAAAGCUUUAGCUACCUUCACGUACAACAGAUUUGCAAGUUCAUCCAGCGUCCAUCUCAGCAAGUCGCUAAACAUACCAACCGACCUGGAAGAGAAUAUUACGUCUUUGAUCUCGCAGCUAUCCUCGGAAAUGAAAGAACUGCUACCUGCGUACAAGAAUAAUCUGACGAUGGCAAGCGUUGUAAAAGAGCCACAUCAUUUCCUUUCAAUCCUGCACAAUACGAAUCAGUACCUUCAACGUUACAAUGACGAACAAAUGCGCCUAGCGAACGAAGUGCAAACAGAAGCCACCACUGGGUACAUCAUUUCAUUACUCAAGCAAUUAGACGCUUAUAAGGUGUUGGGGAAACGACGUCGUUCUCGCGUUCAUCGCAAUGUUUUGAAAAGAAUCAAUGGAGAUGCUCCAAUGACCAUAGACCCCGCCUGGAAUUUGAACGACGAAGUUCGAACACAAAUUGCAGAAAUUAUCACACACCCCUAUACGAAACGGCAGCAUCAUCAGCAACUUUUCAGCAAAUACACAACUACCAGUAUUCUGGAGCCUAGCCCGGACGAGGAGACGUCCACAAUGGAUGCAUUCCAACAACAGUGGCCUGAACCGCACUAUUUGUGA
This is a messenger RNA of Radiomyces spectabilis, 738 nucleotides long. RefSeq lists its product as uncharacterized. Lineage: Eukaryota; Fungi; Mucoromycota; Mucoromycetes; Mucorales; Radiomycetaceae. The record is from RefSeq and is a predicted model, not a curated record. Bases 1 to 738 code for a protein of 245 amino acids. The transcript is spliced from 3 exons.